Salvelinus sp. IW2-2015 is the source of this 730-nucleotide messenger RNA. Its product is annotated as platelet-activating factor acetylhydrolase IB subunit alpha1. The record is from RefSeq and is a predicted model, not a curated record. NCBI's taxonomy places the organism in Eukaryota, Metazoa, Chordata, Actinopteri, Salmoniformes, Salmonidae.
AUGCUUUCCCUGUCAAAUACGUCAUCCCGGGGCUGAGGCGGACCGGAUUGUGAGGCAGGGGGGGCCUUGUGCCCAAGGUGAGGCAGGGGGGCAAAGACGUGAUGGCGAGAGGGGGAACCAGAGGGCUGGAGGUCCAUGAGGAAGUGCGAGGAGGAAGCGGGCCUAAGUAGUUCUCUGAUCAGUUCCCCAACCUGCUCGACACUGGGGUUGGGGUUCCAUGCAGCAGCCUAAAGAGAAGCAAGUGUGGCAGCAAUUGACAGACAAAGUGAUGAGCUCAGGAGACUCCAACCCCGCCGCCACACCCACUCCUGGUGUGGACACCCAGGGAGAUGGGCGAUGGAUGUCUUUGCAUAACCACUUUGUGUCUAACAGCAAGGACAAGGAGCCUGAUGUCCUGUUUGUAGGAGACUCUCUUGUCCAGCUCUUGCACCAGUUUGAGGUGUGGCGAGACCUGUUUUCCCCUCUCCACGCUCUCAACUUUGGGGUGGGAGGUGAUGCAACACAGCAUGUCUUGUGGAGAUUGAGCAAUGGAGAGUUGGCCCACAUCAGCCCAAAGGUUGUGGUGCUGUGGGUGGGCACCAAUAAUCACGGUCACACUGCAGAACAGAUCUGUGGAGGCAUCAUGGCCAUAGUCCAACUUAUCAAGGACAAGCUGCCGAAGGCUUACACUCUCGUACUGGUAGGUUGUAUUACCUCUUUUCUACCACAAAUGUGACUUAAACCAUUAAUG